Molecule: messenger RNA, 2695 nt
Organism: Dimorphilus gyrociliatus
Lineage: Eukaryota; Metazoa; Annelida; Polychaeta; Dinophilidae
Source: the annotation of a GenBank genome assembly
UAUGAAAACAACUUCCGCUUUUAGGCGAGAGAUGUCCAACCUAACUGUAAUCGUUAAAACGUCUAAGGAUACAAAAGAACUAACAUUUCCAAAGAAAAAAACCGUAAAAGAGCUACGAAAAAAAGUUGCUCAAUUGUUUUUGGCUGAUAUUGAAAAAGUUCGUUUGGUAUUUUCCGGAAAAAUUCUUGAGGACGAUGACACUAUAAGUAAAAGUAAAAUAAAAAAUAAAGAUAUCUUGCACCUAGUUAUUAAAGAUAAUGAGGGUUCGUCUAAUGCUCAAACUUCAUCAAUCGAGGACGAAAUAGUUCCUAGACCUCACGGUGGUUUUAAUUUUAAGAAAGUCAAACCCAUAUUCAGUGAUGAUUCUAAAUUUCUAUUAUGCGCUUCGGGUUCUUUAGUUAAGAUAAUUAAUUGCCUCCAAGGAGAAGUUGUUCAAAUUCUAAAUGGCCAUACAGAACCAAUAACUGGAAUUGAUUUAGAUUGUUACGAGCCAUCUAAAUACUGUUAUACAGUUUCAGCAGAUGAUACAUUAAUAAAAUGGGAUUAUUUGGAAGGUCUUGCUAUCAAAGGGUACAAUGUAAAAAACUGCAAGACGUUAAAGUGUAUAAGAGGAUCGCUAUAUUCCAUUCAAGGAAAUCAGAAAAAGAACAUAGUAAAAUUAAAUUUUAAUGGUGAUAAAAUUAACAUAGAAAAGGUACAUAAUAUUGAAGGAAGAUAUAAUUUGGAAGAGCGUUAUGAUUUUGGCAAUAGAUUUAGUUUUCUCGGAUUUGUUAAUGCCUGGAGUUGCACUGUUAUGACACUAAAUGACAAAAAUAACCAACCUAAAAGAUGGAGUUAUGUAAAUUGCCCAUUAAGAUGCAUAGCUUGUCAUCCUGAAGCCGAAAUUGUCGCAACAGGAGAUGUUAAAGGUGCCAUAUAUAUUUGGCGUAACAUUUUUUCUGAUGCACCUAUUACACUAAAGUUACAUUGGCAUUCGUUACCCGUUUGUGAUAUAGCAUGGAAUUCUCAUGGUACAGAAUUGUUGAGUGUUGGUUAUGAAUGUGUUUUAGUAAGAUGGACAAUUGCAACGGAAGAAAAGCGAUUUCUUCCUCGACUCGGUGCGCCUCUGACAUUUGUUAGAAUUUCAAGGAAUAACCAACAAUACGCCCUAUCUCAUGAUAAUAACGUUUUGACUCUGGUUUCAAACAAUUUACUAGUUCAGAAUGUCAUUUCUGGUAUGGCCGAUAAUGAUAAUAAAGUAAAAUUAUUAUAUGAUCCUAGAUCACGUUCCAUUAUAACAAAUGGCUUGCCAGGACACCUACAAUUUUAUAAAGUUCAAGAUGAUAAGCAAUUAUAUUACAUAGAUGCCGUGGGUCAAAAUUAUAUAUCACCUGAAAGUUUGGAUAAGCCUUUGAAAUACAUAGAGAUAGAGGCUGCAGCGAUUAAUUCAACUGGAACUUGGCUAUGUACAUACGAAAGAAGGAAUGAUGUUUCAUUAAGUAUUCCAUCUAAGUUGAAAUUUUGGAGAUGGUCUGCUGUUGAUCGUACUUUUGUUCUUUGCGUGGAGUUUAUUUCAGCGUUCCGCGGAAAAGUUAAUACUUUACGUUUUUGCAAAUCUAUAAUGAAUGAGGUAUUAGUAGCUACUAGUGAAGAUCAGUGUUUUAAGAUUUGGAAGAAUAGUGGAGAAUCGAAGUGGAUAUUUCACAGAAAAGGAUCGCAUCUAUCUCUUCCAUCAACUGUAGCUGAUUUUAGUAAAGAUGGAUCUUUGUUAGCUGUUUCUUUUGGGAAUUAUCUUACUUUAUGGCGAUUUGACGAAGAACUUGAAAGACGUGCAAUUUUGGAACAUGAAAGUUCAGUUUUAUUUUGUGAAUUUUGUAAAUUUAAAUACGUUCAUAUUUUACUAUCUGCAAGCGAUAGUCAAAUAAUUUCCUGGGAUUUAUUAACCUGCUCGGCUCUAUGGAAAGUUAACACAAAUGUUAGCCUUUUAGCUUCUGAUCCUUUAUCAGAAUAUUUCGCUGUGUUAUCAACAAACAACCAACUAUAUAUUAUUCAACCAUCCGAAAUUGAGCCAACAUUUUCUCUACCUAAUAUAUGCAAAUCAGAAGUCUCAUCAAUGGUUUUUGUGCCAAGAGAAGAACCAAACGAUGAAUUACCUGAAUGGACCUGUAAAUCUCAAUUAUAUUUUUGGUCUAAGGAAGAAGGUUUAUACUUAGUGGAUAGACAAAAUACUGAAUUACUUAAGGCACGAAAUCGAAUUAAUUUGAGUUCGAAUGUAAGAAAGAAUAAAUUAGCGGAAUUAAUAACUCACUCUUUCACUCGAAAAAACCCGUCAAAUCAAGAUAAAAGAAUUGACAGAUUUAGUGAGCAAACGGCAUCAAACGUACUUUUACGAGCUGUCAGUUCUGUAUCGAAUAAUAUUUUACUUAUAACUGAUAUCUCGCCCUCCUGGCAAGCUGCCGCCUUGAAGCAAUUACAAUCGAAUUCAUCAGAAAAUGAAGAUAUAUCGCUUGAUUUAAAAAAUCUUGAAAUUGAUGAAGAAAAGUUUCAGAAAGCCUUAAUGGCCUCAAACAAAAUAAGAUCAGUUGUUGAAGAUUCUAAUGUCACUAGUGAAAUAGAUAUGAAUGAAAUUCCUGAAGAAAAUAUCGAAAAGAAGAAUAUUACACCAGCAACGAAAAUACCAAACAGUGUUGAAGACGUAUUGAAGUUUGUUAUGUAA